Molecule: messenger RNA, 8595 nt
Organism: Cynocephalus volans (Philippine flying lemur)
Lineage: Eukaryota; Metazoa; Chordata; Mammalia; Dermoptera; Cynocephalidae
Gene: KDM7A
Product: lysine demethylase 7A
Exons: 20
Coding region: 1-2829 (942 amino acids)
Biological process (GO): regulation of transcription by RNA polymerase II; protein demethylation
Molecular function (GO): transcription coregulator activity; histone demethylase activity
Source: RefSeq, a predicted model, not a curated record
AUGGCCGGAGCGGCGGCGGCGGUGGCCGCGGGAGCAGCAGCUGGAGCCGCCGCGGCAGCCGUGACGGUGGCGGCUCCGGGCCGGGCCUCGGCGCCCCCGCCGCCCCCGCCCGUGUACUGUGUGUGCCGGCAGCCGUACGACGUGAACCGCUUCAUGAUCGAGUGCGAUAUCUGCAAGGACUGGUUCCACGGCAGCUGUGUUGGAGUAGAAGAACAUCAUGCUGUUGACAUUGACCUGUAUCACUGUCCCAACUGUGCAGUUUUACAUGGUUCCUCCUUGAUGAAAAAGAGGAGGAACUGGCACAGGCAUGACUACACAGAAAUUGAUGAUGGUUCCAAACCAGUGCAAGCUGGAACUCGAACUUUUGUUAAGGAAUUACGUUCUCGAAUCUUCCCAAGUGCCGAUGAAAUAAUUGUAAAGAUGCAUGGCAGCCAGCUGACACAAAGAUACCUGGAGAAACAUGGAUUUGAUGUCCCUAUAAUGGUCCCUAAAUUAGAUGAUCUAGGACUCAGGCUUCCUCCACCUACUUUUUCUGUGAUGGAUGUGGAACGUUAUGUAGGUGGUGACAAAGUGAUAGAUGUCAUUGAUGUGGCAAGGCAGGCAGACAGCAAAAUGACACUUCACAAUUAUGUUAAAUACUUCACGAAUCCUAACAGACCAAAAGUGUUAAAUGUGAUCAGCCUUGAAUUUUCAGAUACAAAGAUGUCUGAAUUGGUGGAGGUCCCUGAUAUAGCCAGAAAACUUUCCUGGGUGGAAAAUUAUUGGCCAGAUGAUUCAGUGUUUCCCAAGCCAUUUGUUCAGAAAUACUGCUUAAUGGGAGUUCAAGACAGCUAUACAGAUUUCCACAUUGACUUCGGUGGAACUUCAGUCUGGUACCAUGUCCUCUGGGGUGAGAAGAUUUUUUAUCUGAUAAAGCCAACAGAUGAAAAUUUGGCACUCUAUGAAUCUUGGAGUUCAUCUGUGACCCAGAGUGAGGUGUUCUUUGGAGAUAAGGUGGAUAAAUGCUACAAAUGUGUGGUAAAGCAGGGACAUACUUUAUUUGUUCCUACAGGGUGGAUUCAUGCUGUGCUUACUUCUCAGGACUGUAUGGCUUUUGGGGGGAACUUUCUGCACAACCUUAACAUUGGCAUGCAGCUCAGGUGUUAUGAGAUGGAGAAAAGGCUAAAAACACCAGAUCUUUUCAAAUUCCCUUUCUUCGAAGCCAUAUGUUGGUUUGUAGCCAAAAACUUGCUGGAAACCCUUAAAGAAUUGAAAGAAGAUGGUUUCCAGCCUCAAACUUACCUAGUACAGGGAGUGAAAGCACUGCAUACUGCUUUAAAAUUAUGGAUGAAAAAAGAACUUGUAUCUGAGCAUGCCUUUGAAAUUCCAGACAACGUUAGACCUGGACAUCUUAUUAAAGAACUUUCUAAAGUAAUUCGAGCAAUAGAGGAGGAAAACGGCAAACCAGUUAAAUCUCAGGGAAUUCCUACUGUGUGUCCAAUUUCACGAUCCUCAAAUGAAGCAACUUCCCCAUACCAUUCCCGACGAAAGAUGAGGAAACUUCGAGAUCACAAUGUCCGAACUCCUUCUAACCUAGACAUCCUAGAGCUCCACACAAGGGAGGUGCUCAAAAGAUUAGAGAUGUGUCCAUGGGAAGAGGACAUCUUGAGCUCUAAACUGAAUGGAAAAUUCAACAAACAUCUCCAGCCAUCUUCCACGGUACCUGAAUGGAGAGCAAAAGAUAAUGAUCUACGAUUACUGCUGACAAAUGGAAGAAUAAUUAAAGAUGAGAGACAGCCCUUCGCAGAUCAAAGUCUUUAUACAGCAGAUAGUGAAAAUGAAGAGGAUAAGAGAAGGACAAAAAAGGCAAAAUUGAAGAUAGAAGAGAGUUCAGGAAUAGAGGGGGUAGAAAAUGAAGAAUCUCAAAAACCAAUUAACAGGUUUUUUACAAGUGUAAAAUCAGAACUCAGGAAUAGAUCAUCAGAAUAUUCUGAUAUUUCUGAUUCAGAAGACUCUGGACCUGAUUGCACUGCACUGAAAAAUAAUUUUACCACUGAAGAGUCUGAAAGUUCAGGUGAUGAAAAGAAACAAGAAAUAACAUCACACUUUAAGAAGGAAUCUAAUAUGAUGAGGAACUUCCUUCAAAAGAGCCAGAAACCAUCUAGAAGUGAAAUUCCAAUUAAAAGGGAAUGUCCUACCUCGACGAGCACAGAGGAAGAAGCUAUUCAGGGCAUGCUGUCUAUGGCAGGGUUGCACUAUUCCACAUGUUUACAAAGGCAAAUACAAAGCACAGACUACAGUGGUGAAAGAAACUCUCUCCAGGAUCCCAGCAGCUGCCACAGCAGUAACCAUGAGGUUAGGCAGUUGUAUCGCUAUGAUAAACCAGUGGAAUGUGGAUAUCAUGUCAAGAGUGAAGAUCAAGACUCUAGGACUUCUUCCUGGAUAAAACAAUUUGAUACAACUUCCAGAUUUAAUCCUCAGGAUCUAAGUAGAAGCCAGAAAUGCAUCAAAAAGGAAGGUUCAUCAGAAAUCAGUCAGAAGGUACAAAGUAGGAAUAGUGUGGACAGCAGUGGCUCCAUCCUUCAGAAUGGAAAGUAUAUGCAGAAUUCAAGCUUGAUUUCGGGGGCAUGCCAGAUAAGUAAUGGCAGUCUAAGUCCAGAGAGGCCAGUUGGUGAAACUUCCUUCUCAAUACCCCUUCACCCCACCAAGAGACCUGCGUCAAAUCCACCACCUAUCAGCAACCAGGCAACAAAAGGUAAACGUCCAAAAAAAGGAAUGGCAACAGCCAAACAACGUCUUGGGAAGAUCCUUAAGUUGAACAGAAAUGGCCAUGCCCGUUUCUUUGUGUGACAGAGCUGCCACUGCAGCCACUCUUGCCUUUGGAGACCAUUCUCGGGGGUGCAGGAGCCUGGAGCAGUCUGCGUGUACAGUAAGGACACUGCCCGAGGAACAGAAGGAGCCGCUGCUGCGUUUUCACUGUGCCACGCCCACUCAGCAAUAACCAGUAUGGACCUACCUGGCGGGGGAAAGGAAGGAGGAGGGUGGAACCUUAAAAAGAGACCUCGAACUGGAAAAGGUCUCUUGUCAGGGCUUGAAUUUCAUUUUGUCAUUAGUAGUGUCUUGAUUUAAUUUCAGUGGUAGGGUAAAGAAUUAUCAAUAAUUUAUUUAACAGAUUUUUUUAAAAGUUAACAGCUUUUAAAUUCUUUCUUUUUUAAAGCUAUUUAUUUGGAAGAUUUCUGAAGAAAUAUCUCACUAAUUUAGAUUUAAGAAUGUGAAGGUUUUUAAAUUAUUUUUGAUAGUGUGUGUGUUACAUGUGGGAAAGAGCCACAGUAACAGUAACUAGUCUGGACUCUUAAAUUUGAUAUUCAGGUUAAAGUCUUAAACAGGGAUUUGAUGCAUUAAUUAUUUUAAAUUAAGAUGUAUAUGAAAAUCAUUUUAUUUUAUAUAUUUCAUGUGUUUUUUAUAAGCUAUUAGCUUCGCUUUUGCUAACAUCCAAGGUGCAUACUGUUAUCCAGGUUGAUUACCUUCUGUCUCACCUUCCCUCUGCACUCCUCAUCAUUUUAUGACGACCCAACAAGACUUCUCGUUGCAGGGAAACACUUUCAUAGCCAAUGUGUAAGAACUCCAUAAAAGAUCCCUCAUUUCCCACUUUGUUUGACAUUGUGAUUUUCUUCUAAAUACAAAAAUAUGGGCUUCUUGCAUUUUCAUUUCUGCUGAUGAUAUCUGGGUCCCAAAGAGAACAACUUUAAUAUCUUUUUCCUACUUGUGGGAAAAGUAUUAAAGUUUGGUUAAAUUGUCAUGUUUGUGGUUUUUCCAAAUACAUUUAUAACUAUAGAGAGCCUUCUUCAUACUGCUGGUUUUGGAGGACAGGACCGAUGCCUGCUACAAAAGUUACCUCUCACAGUGGUUUUUAUUCUUUAGACCUAAUUUGUUGGAAAAUAUGAUUUGACUUAGCAUAUUCAACUCUGCAUAAUAAGCCGUAAUAUAAUAGGACUAUACUAUAUUAAGUUGUAUAGAAGCAAGCAUGUUGGAGUAGAUCUUUUGUGUGUGUGUUUACUUUUAAUUUUUAACCUUCUAAAGAAUUAUUUAUGAUAUGGAUUUGAAGUAAAAUAGGUUCUUUUUGCAGUUUCUUCCAUCUGUCCUAACUUGACCAGUGCAAAUUGAGGUUAGGUAUCUGGUUGAACUUUAAGGUAAUCAUUUAUCUCCUUUAUGUUCAAUUUUAACUAAAUGCCAGUUUUCAGUUGCUUGUAAUAGCUUCUGUUUCCCCCUUUUCCCCCCAUGGCAUAAAAAUAAAUUAUUUCUGGGGGUGGGGUGGAAAUAUUCCCAAAUCUGACAAUAGAGCAUUUUACAAAUUCCUGCUAAGAAAAUACAGGCAAACAGGAUAAAAUUAAUUUUUGUGGCGAAGAAGUAUGGCCAUAUUACAGAUUUGUCUUUUUUUAUUCAGCAAGGUAGUGGGACUUUCCCUUCUAUAUUAAGCAACACUUAAAUUGCUAAGGAAAAAAAUCUAUACCAUUGUCUUUCAUGGUUCUAUUCAAAUGUGUAUUUUCAAAGAGAAAUAUUUCAUACUCUGUCUCCAUUCCAAUAUUUUAUGGGAUAAGUAUGAAAUAGCUUCUGAAUCAGCCUUUUUGGUCCAGAGUAACUGGAACCAUUGGAAUCUUAUCUGGGUGUUAAGAAGAAUUUUUAUGGAAAUCCUCAGUGUCUAUAAGUGGCCUACUUAAACCCUUGUCUACACUAUGCCAAAACUUAGCAGAGAGUACAGUCAGUCUUUGAGUGGUCAUCUUAUGUCAAGAUGCAAACAUCUGGGUUUGACUGAUUCCCCCACCUUUUCACACAGUAUAUUACUAUGAUGUCUUAGUUUUCAGCAUACUGUUUUAGUGUUACAACAUACGUACUUUUAUUUUGGCUUAAGAAAUAAGUGCUAUAAUUUCUUUUUCCAUUUACAUCAUGAUCUGGGUUUUGUUUUGUUUUUUCUUUACAUUUUCUACCUUUAUAAUUACCCUUUUUUUAGCCAUAAAAAUUAAAAUAAAACUAUUUUUAUGAAUUAAAAUCGUGGCCAGUAUCCACCCCAUGUCCUUAGGCCAAUAAACACUAAUUCUGUGUAGCCAGUAUGUGGAUUUUUAAGUAAAGGUACUGUGGAUUCAUUUUUGGCAGUUUUAGCCCAUUAACUGGCUCAGUUACAAAACUUUCAGCAAAGUAAUAAAACUGCUGUAACAGAAUACAUGUAUCUUUUUCUGAAUUGGUGGAAAGUCAGCCACUGACCCUGUGACUUUCCUACUCAAACCUCUUAUAAAGUCACUGGCAAUGAUGCAUCCCUUUAUCUCAUGGAAAUGGCUGAACUUUGAGGUAGCUGCUGCCAGUAUCAUCUGGGCUCAAAAAUAAUAGACAACUUUUUGUCUUCCCCUUAGUCUCAUUUAUAAACACCUACUGCAUAGACACCGUAACUUAGGAAGACAGCAAUUAUAGCAUUUAGCUUGUUGUAAACAAAUACAAAUAUGUAAAAUUGAGAAUUGUGAAUUAACAUAUGCAACUUUAAUGGUAGUAUUAGAUAAUUAUCCUGUAUUGAUUCAAAUAAGACCUCGGAUCCACUUACUGCAAUUCACAACAUCACAUGAUAUUAUGCCCUCCAGUACUGAUGAAUGUUAUAAACAAUACAAAGCUAGCAAUUUAUAAUAGUUCGGUAUCUUAGGAAUACAUAAAGCUUUGUAAGUAUCAGUUCAUUUUUAAAAGCAUACAAAAUUGAAGACUCUGACCAAAAUCAUAAACUCAGAGAGAAAACAAGCCCUUCUUUAUCCUUCAUUAAAUAUUUAGCUUGAGGAAUUGUUCUAUUUUCUAAUACUCCUAAUUACUGCCUUUUCAAUAUACUCUACUGUAUUUAUUCGUAUGAGAUCAGCAGGUAUUUAUCAAUAUCUACUUUGUGCCCAGCACUACUUAGUACUAUGGGGGAAUAUAAAAUUGCAGUCGUGGUCUCUGUCCUUGAAGAUAUCUUCUUCAUGAAAUUAGCAAUGUUAUUUUCACUUCUAAGCAAACUUUAGCAAAAGAGGGCCCAUUCAUAAAAAACAGCAUAAGUUUUUUAGUUGCAAAAGAUCUGAUUUAUUUUUUAAAAUUUAAGAAACAUUUCAAAAGUUAGUAAUUUAAUGAUGGUAAUGGAGGGGCAUGGUAUAACAUGCACGGAAGCAGAAGACCAGGGUUUUGUCCAAGUUCUGCCGUUUAUGUAUCAGCUGUGUGACCUUGAAUAGGUCAUUUAUUCUUUCUGAGUCUUAGUGUUCUCAUUUGUAAGUUUGGAUAAAAAUGCUUAUUAUGAUAAUCAGUUAAGGAAAACAUGGAAAAGCAUUCCUUACUCUUCAUACUUACAGAGAAAUUAUCAUUAUUUAAGUUAUAACUGAUAGUGAAUGCACCUUUAUAUACAUUUUUUCAUGAAACUGCUAUUACUCAUAAAAUUUAUUUUAUAUCAAAUAUAUUCCCAGGGUAUGCUAUCUAAAAAUCUGAAGAAUCUCUAACAAGGUACUGAGUUAAAAUCAGAUUCCAUGCUUGAAGUGAAAGAAAAAAGAAGUGAGAUAGUUUAUGGAUAAGAAUGAGAAUGUUUAUCCUCAAGUACAUUAAGAUGAUAUAAAGUAAUCGAAAGAGAGCGAGAGAGAGCUUUAUGUUUAGGGAUUAGAAUAGUACUGCUCCACAGAUUCACUAUAACUCUUCAGGUACUAGAUAAGGGUGAAAUAAGUCAUGGAAUUAAAAUGAUAAAACAACUACCCAUGGAACUAGGGGACAAAAUAAGGUGAUUGAAAAGAUGGGAAUUUGGAGACAACUAUGGGUUGGGGAACAACAGCUAGUUGGGUAAAGAGAGAAACCACAGUAGUAGAGUAGGAAAGGAGACUGGACUGGACGCCUUCGACAGAGAAGAUACUUUGUUUUCAAAAGAUGCUCUCUAUAGUGAUGAGACUAGAGUUGACUGGGAUAAGUAUGACUCAGUACAGAUUUUGCAUUGAGAGAUGAAGGCCUUCAUAAUAUAAAUCAAAAAAUUUUUCAAAAAUUCAUUUUCUCAUUAAAUAUUAAGCUAAUUUUUCCCUAUAUAAAGAGAAACUAAAGCUCACCAGUCUUUUCCUGAUGUUCUAGACCUUCAUCUAAAUCAAUCUUGAGAAGGUUGAGCAUCAGAUCUUCAGCCUAAGAAAAGAGUGUUGCUGGUAAAUAAAGGAGACAAAUGGAACCCAUAUAGGGCAGUCAUUUGCCUGGGGACACAGUGGAUCUGGGACCUCCAGUACCUUGCUUCCUAAAACAGGCUUUAUCUGUUCUCUGACACUGUGCAGCCUCUGCUUGGCCUGUGGUGGUGGAUGAUGUGCUUACUUGAUGCCAGGUGGAAAGAAAGGGGAAAAAUUAAUAUACUCACUAUAUUGCUGUUGGAUGUAAUGUAGUCUUAAUACUAUAGCCUUACUAAAAACCCUUCCCUUAUUUUAAUUUGUUUUUUAGUGACUGUUGUGCCAUAAGUCAAAUAUUUGUUGAUAUCCCUUACAUGAACAAAUUUUAAAAAUUAAGGUCAUUAAGAAGUAAAUGCCUAUUUCUAAAGUAAUCAACUUAUUGUGAUCAACUGUAGUUUUAUUCUUCUGUAGUAUUUUGUCCUCUCCAAUGGAGAGGAGAAAAUAAUACACUUAGGUUUUCCCUGUCACCCUUGGUGCCCAUUCUAGUGUCCUAAGGCUUUGUCUUAAGUGCAACAUGACAUUUUUUUGGUUAAAACCUUUUUGAAACUUCAGCGAUUCUUCCAACAAGUUUAUCCGCUCUGCACUAUUUCACUAAUAAACCUUGGCUACCACGUAGCCCUUGACCUCCAAGUAGUUUACCUAUGCAAGACCUUGACAUUCUGAACUCAUUUUUCUUUACUUCAGAAAGCAGUCAUAAGUAGAACUUAAUCAUAAGGGUAAAAUUUGUCUCCAACCAGUUUUGUUUUGGCCAUUUCCUUUUCAAAAUGUCAGCUAUUUUCCCCAAGAUUUUUCACCAAAAUAAUAAUCAUAAGUGCUAGAAUAUAUAGUAUUUUGCAGGAAUAAAAUAACACAGACAUACUCAUAUUUCUUUGGUGGAUCUUGCUUUGUAAAAAUUACCAGCAUUAAAUAUAAUAUAUAAUGAGUUGAGUCCUUGCCUAGAAUAAUUUCUUUCCUCUGUGAUUCAUAAGUAACCUUUUAUUUUUACAAAGCAUACAUAUAACUUCCACAUUAUAAUCAGGGACCUGAGGUGUAACUUUCUAAGUGAACCCCAAGGUUAUUUUAUCUUGCAAAAGAAAACUAAACCAAACUAAGAGCCUUACAGUUUAUGGUUAGACUAAAUCAAAAGCUAUAACCUCAAUUUUUCCAAAAACAACUUCUGACUGCAAAAGCAAGUCAUGCAGUUGUUAGGUAUGAAAUAGCACUGAUCAGGAAAUGCAUACGCAUCUUUGCAAGACUGUAUUUCCUUCGGAAAAGACUUUUCUACUUUUAAUAUAAAUUAAGCCAUAACAGUUUCAUGCUGUGGAAAGAGGGUGAAAAGGUUCAUUUUAAGAGAUUAUAUAAUAUGAAUUUUCACAUUUACUGUGAAAUGUCUAACUUUGCCAUUGCUUCAGCAAGUUUUUUUUUUUGAGGGGGCAGUUGGAGGGUGGUG